UUUCUUUCUACAACAAACCAUCAAUCUCUUCCAGGAACAAAAUUUCAAACCCGAAAUUUUGGUUCAAAAGAUCAUUUCUUUCUUUUUGUUCUCAUCUGAUUCGAUUCCAAGUUCUCUUCAAAUGGGUCUCUCAGUUGAGAAUUCUGUAACACAAUCUCACAGCCGCACCCACAAGAUCUUCCUCAUCAGCAACUACAUCCUCUUGGGAGCAGCCUCGAGUUGCAUCUUCCUCACCCUCUCCCUCCGCCUCCUCCCCUCCCUCUGCGGCUUCUUCCUUAUCCUCCUCCACAUCAUCACCAUAGUCGGCGCCGUCUCCGGCUGCUCCGUGGCCACAUCUGGAUCAAACAAACGCUACGCAGCUCACAUGGUGGCGAUGGUGCUGACAUCCAUAUUCCAGGGCUCUGUUUCAGUGCUUAUCUUGACCAGAACAGCUGAUUUCUUGGGCUACUUGAAGUCUUACGUAAGGGAAGAAGAUGGGGUUGUGAUAUUGAAGUUGGCUGGUGGGUUGUGUGUGGCUGUUUUUUGCUUGGAAUGGGUGGUGUUGGGGCUUGCUUUUGUGCUGAGGUACUAUGCUUUUGUGGAAGGUCAUGGGGUUGGUAGUGGCCAAUCAAGUCAGAGGAAUGGGAAGGUUCAAGAUGAGGAUUUGAAGAAUUGGCCAUGGCCUUUCCAAGUUUAGAGACCGUUAAACAACAAAAAAAUUUGAUUUUGUUGGGGAAAUUCCACUUCAGUAUUGCUUGUUUUAUUAGUUUGUGAUCAGAUUGGUUAUUUGUUUUUAUUAAGUUCAAUAAAUUGUUGAUUUGUUUGUAAUUUUUUGCUUGAGAUCAAGUUUGUUGAUUUGUUUUCAUUUUCUUGAUGUAAGGGGAAAAUGACCUUUUUAAAGAAUAUUCAAUAUGAUAAUGACUACUCAAAUUGUCAAA
This is a messenger RNA of Theobroma umbraticum, 917 nucleotides long. RefSeq lists its product as uncharacterized. Lineage: Eukaryota; Viridiplantae; Streptophyta; Magnoliopsida; Malvales; Malvaceae. The record is from RefSeq and is a predicted model, not a curated record.